This is a messenger RNA of Aspergillus pseudonomiae, 1728 nucleotides long. Its product is annotated as putative plasma membrane SNARE protein (Sec9). Gene Ontology annotation, biological process: exocytosis; vesicle fusion. The coding region runs from base 178 to 1422 and encodes 414 amino acids. Gene Ontology annotation, molecular function: syntaxin binding; SNAP receptor activity. Gene Ontology annotation, cellular component: SNARE complex; plasma membrane. The transcript has 2 exons. Lineage: Eukaryota; Fungi; Ascomycota; Eurotiomycetes; Eurotiales; Aspergillaceae. The record is from RefSeq and is a predicted model, not a curated record.
UUCACAUUUCCUUUCUCCUGUCUCACUUCUUCCCCCUCUCAGUUAUUUGGAGCUAUUCCACCUUCUGUUCAAUCUCACAUCUUGCUGUGAUUGCUGCUUUCUUUUCUUUUCAUUUUAUUUUUAGCUGAGUGUGUUUGCUUCAUACCCAUUUGCACAGAGUUCAGGCUCUACUACAAGAUGGUAUUCGGACGCAAGAAGGACGACGACGAUUCCUCUAACCGCCGUGCGCUCUUCGGCUCUAGGUCGAAGAACAAGAGUCCCGCGCCUCCCGCCAACCCUUACGCAAAGCCUAUUCCUACCGACCCUUACACUAAAGCCAAGAUAAAUGCUGGAGUCGCUCCUCUACCAGCGGGCGAACAGCCACCUGCUCACAACACUCCUGCGGGGGCAAACGUUCCUGGCGACAACAAGCUCCAAGGAGGUUAUGCUCCCAACAAGUUUGUCAACCAAGGUGGAUAUGGAGGUGAUCGAUUUGGUGGUGGGGGUCCAGCCCCGGCCGCGUCGCGGUAUGGCCCUGGUGGGUAUGGAGGAUUAGGUAGCGCCGAUCCCAAUGAUCCAGGUGAUGCUGGCAGAGAAGCUUUGUUUGGAGGAGCUAGGGAACGAGCGGAACAACAGCAGUCACAGGGUGCACCACCACCCCCGUACUCCGAGGGCACUCCCUCUUACGGCGGCGGUAGCAAUGCAUACACCACUUCGACCUAUCAGGAGCGCCAUCUUACAGCAGAGGAAGAGGAAGAAGAAGAGAUCCAGACCAUCAAGCAGGAUAUUCGGUUUAUCAAGCAGGGUGAUGUGGCUUCCACCCGGAAUGCGCUUCGUAUCGCGGCGCAGGCCGAGGAGACAGGUCGGGAAACUCUUGCUCGUUUGGGUGCGCAAGGCGAGCGGAUCCACGAUACUGAGAAGAGCUUGGACAUUGCCACGAUAGAAGGUCGCAUUGCCGAGGAGAAGGCAAAGGAGUUGAAGACUCUUAACAAGAGCAUGUUCGCCGUUCACGUCUCAAAUCCUUUUACAAGCGCCCGUCGUCGCCGAGACCGCGAUGAGAAGAUCUUGAAUACUCACCGGGAAGAGCGUGAAACUCGUGAAGGCACUCGCAAGGAGGCUUUCGGCACCAACCAGCGUAUGGAGCGUACGUUCAGAGAGAUCGACCGUGAAGCCGGCAAGCAUAACGGACGAGCGCGUACGAACGCUACCGAGCGUGCUAAGUAUCAAUUCGAGGCUGACAGUGAGGAUGAGGCGAUGGAGGACGAAAUUGAACAGAAUCUGGACUUGCUGUCCGGAGCUGCAGGCCGGUUGCAUGGGCUUUCUAAAGCGACAGGUCGCGAGCUGGAUGAGCAGAAUCGCCAUCUGGAGCGUAUCAUGCAAAAGAGCGAUUUCGUCGACGACCAGAUUGCUAUGAACCGCGCCAAGCUGGACCGGAUUCGUUAGACUUCCUGUGGUAUAUAGAGAAUUCGCGGGAAAGUUGUCGACGCCUGGUGCUCUCAACUUCAAUGCGAAUUGUCACUAUGCAUAUUCUUCCUAUUAACUACAUAUCCAUGGCGUUCUGGGUUCUCAUAUCUUCAAUCCUAGUGUUUGUUACCUGCCUUGAUUCUUGAGAUCUUGCAUUGGAGGAAAUUAAUAGUACUUAUCACUUUCGGCCAAGUAGAGCAUGCUCUGCCAGUCUAUACCCAAGUUGGCCGCAAGUUAUAUGGUAGACUCUAUUGUAGAACAUAGAAAUUUGAUUAUUUGCUUAAA